AUGUCAAAUUUAACGCAAGAGGGUUCGAUUGAAAUGUCGUGUGAUUUGAGUUAUGAUAACACUUGGGAAAUUGACAAAUGCUUAUUCCAACUUACUUAUCUAUUUCCUGGAAUUGCGAUUCAUUUUGUGAUUUUGAAAACGAUUUUAUGGAAAUAUUGGAAGGUUUAUCGGAACAAUUCGUUUUUUAUGAUCUAUGCGUUGGAUUCGAUUAUGGUAAGGGAUAGGACCUAUAAAUCAUACUGUAUUAAAAUUUUGUGAUGAAAAUGGGACAACAGGUCCAAUUUGAAUCCUUUCCAGAACUUUAUAAUGUUAACACUGGCUGCUUUCUUGGGUAGACCAAUGAUAUUUAUUCCCGCACUUUGCCCAAUUUUCUCCCCAUAUUUUUUUGAGCCCUCAAUAUUUCUAAAGUCCCUAUACAUUAUUCCAAAUUAUUUUCGAGCUGCAAGUUCAGUCAAUCAAAUAAUGAUGAGUAUAAAUCGUAUGACUUGUGUGAUUUAUCCAAUGUCUUAUAUCACAAUUUGGAAGAAGUAUCUGAAAAUUGCGAUAAUUAUCACACUUCUCAGCCCAUUUUUAAUUAUCUGGAACAUAUUUCUAUCACGAGUUUAUAUAAGUCCAACACGUGGCGGGUUUUCACCGAAUUAUUUGAAAUAUGUGAAAUGGGCGAGUAUAUCACUACUUCAAUUCUCGUUUUUAUUCUUGGCAAUUGUUAUUACAGUAGUUAGCACUGUUGUAACUCUGGUUUAUCUAUUUGCACUUCCAAUGCGCCUCAAAUCUGCUGAACGAACUUUAUGCUUUGCAAAUAUCACAAUUUCUAUUGCUUUUUUGAUUGUUGCAAGUUUUCAAAGUUUAUUCGCAUUUUUCACAGUCUUCGAUGUUGCGACUCUAUACAUUUUACAGUUUUUUGGCUAUGAUUUUCUGAAUAUCAGGUUUGAAUAUCUUGGGGUAAAGAUUAUUAAAAGGAUUCAGCUCUCCAAUCGUGAUAAUUCUGAUUAAUCCUCAACUCCGCGAGCAUAUUUUCGGAAAGAAGAAAUCUGUACAAACUAUUCAAGUUUCCACUUCUCAAAGUACUAGUAUGCUUUAG
Caenorhabditis angaria is the source of this 1081-nucleotide messenger RNA. The record is from the annotation of a GenBank genome assembly. Lineage: Eukaryota; Metazoa; Nematoda; Chromadorea; Rhabditida; Rhabditidae.